Molecule: messenger RNA, 2761 nt
Organism: Paramuricea clavata
Lineage: Eukaryota; Metazoa; Cnidaria; Anthozoa; Malacalcyonacea; Plexauridae
Source: the annotation of a GenBank genome assembly
AUGCCUAAAGAAAAAGGCAAGCGUCGUUCAGGACCAACUCGAGGCUCAACUCGUGGCCGUCCGCAGCGUGGCAUCGAGCAAACGCCGGCUGCAGAUGUUGGUGAAAGUUCAACGACGCCGUCGAGUACUGCUGGGGUGAACUACGCCGACUUAUCAACGGAGGUUCUCCAUCUCCUCCUGGCGCAACGAAAUCUCGCGCUUUCUGGUUCGCGUGAUACUCUUCUUCGUCGCCUCGCCGAUCACAAUGGAGCAGAAGUCCCACCUGCAUCGAGUACCGAUCGGAGACCCAGCUCAACACCGGAAUACUCAUCCGAAUCUCUCCGCUCGCUUGCGUCGAACCUUGUUCCUCUUCUCCGCGACGUUUCGGCCCAACAAAACGGGUCGCCGCCAACUAUGCCACCUCGACCACCGUCGCUGCCAAGUUUUCCCGCGCAAAACGCUCCAACGCCGCCUCUGGACCUUGGUAAUCCAUCACAAGUUGCCAGCCUCCUUUCGUCGCAGCCGUCGACAUCUUCUUCGCCAUUAGACGUCAGCCCAAGUUUACCAAAAAGGCUUGAAGAGCAAAUUCUAAAGGGUGAGUUUGUCGAUUUUUCUUUGCUUCUCCCGGGUAAUUCAGACCGUCCUAGUUUUUCCCCUAUUCACCUUUCAGUAGAGGGCGACCAGGGUUUCACGAUCCCAAUUCCUUUCUCAAAUUUCAGAAAGCGCGCUAAAGUCGACAACAUAGAUAAGUGGCUUACUGCUUUUGGUAUUUACGCGUCCGUGGUUGUCGCUAAAUUUCCACAUAAGGCCGCGCAGCUGUUUGCCUACCAGCGCAUAAUCCGCGAAGCUUCGCAAAAGUUCAAAGGCCUCGCAUGGUACGCUUACGAUAUUGAUUUUCGAAAGCUUGCUGCCAAAAUUCCAGCGCUUAAUUGGGGUGAACGCCAUUUCCAGCUUUGGCUAGAUAAGUUCACGGGUCUCGCGCGUCAAAUUUGUUUUGUCUGCGGCGGCGCUGAUCACAUGUCUGAUAUCUGCCCUCUUUCCUCAAGGUUUGAAGGUAGCCGGCCAAGCAGGUUUCCAACCAAAGAAAGUUUUGCCGGAAUUUCAACGGAGGUGUCCCAUGUAUUACCUCUCCGUGUCCGUUCGAACACCGCUGCAUUCGACCAGACUGUGGUGAACAGCAUGGCGCCUACACUCACGAUGACACCAGCGCUAAAAGAGUUGAUGACACUUCGCGUCGCAGAAAACACAAGUAAAGCUUUUGUUGACAAAUUAAAACCAGUUACACCAAUUAAUGUUAAUUUACUUGAAUCUCUGUUAACUGACCACCCAGAUCGUGAAUUUGUCUUCGGCCUCUGUUCGGGCUUGAGGGACGGGUUUAAAAUUGGCUAUCACGGGCCUCGUCAGCCUUAUUUUUCAAAAAAUCUAGAAACCGCUUACCUCUUGUCGGAAACCGUUGAUAGUAAUUUACUCGACGAAGUCAAACAAGCUCACACUAUUGGGCCUUUCACUGCACCCCCAUUUCAAAAUUUUCAAAUUUACCCGUUGGGUCUCGUUCCUAAAAAGAAUUCGUCCAAAUGGAGAACAAUUUUCCACUUGUCGUAUCCAAAAACUUCCAACGCCAGCGUCAAUGCGAACAUUUCGUCCGAGGAAUAUUCGCUACAAUAUGUACGCCUUGAUGAUGCUAUAAGAAUCCUUCUAAAGCUCUGUCCAAAAUGUUUCAUGGCCAAAACCGAUGUUAAAUCCGCCUUUCGUAACAUACCAGUACAUCCUGACGACUGGGAACUUCUCGGCAUGAAAUGGCGUGAUUUGUAUUUUUCGAUCGUGUACUUCCUUUUGGUCUUCGAAGUGCCCCUUUCAUUUUCAACAUGCUUUCUGAUGCCCUCGAAUGGAUUCUUAUACACAAACUAGGAGUUUCAAACGUUCUCCAUAUUUUGGACGAUUUCUUUAUAGCCGAACCCGCACCACGUUCGGCAUGUUUAACUUCCUUAUGUAAAUUGUUGUGCCUGUUUACCGAGUUAGAUGUUCCAAUUGCCCCUGGAAAAACGUAUGCCCCUAACCAAGUAUUGGAGUUUCUCGGGAUUUCUUUAGACUCUGUCCGCAUGAUAGCUUACCUCGGCCCCCUGAUAAACUUGGUCAAGCUAGGUCUUUGCUUGAGAAUUGGCAAAAACGUUCAUCGUGUAAGUUAAAGGAACUUCAUUCUCUAAUUGGCGUUCUCCAGUUUGCAUGUCGUGUGAUUGCCCCGGGACGUACGUUUCUUCGUCGCAUGAUCGCUUUAACAUGUGGGGUAAAACAGCCUUACCAUUUUGUUCGAUUAAACUCAGGGUUUUAUAAAGACUUAGCUAUGUGGGAACUUUUUCUAAAACAUUGGAACGGUAUUAGUCUUUUUCUUGAGUCCGAACAGACGCCAUCGCCAACACUUCAACUGUAUACCGACGCAGCUGGUUCCAUAGGUUUCGGUGGUUAUUUAGCAGGGCAAUGGUUCCAAGGCUUUUGGCUGCCGGAACAAAAUAUCAACCAAAAAACCGGUAUUUCGAUCGCAUGGCAAGAACUUUAUCCAAUUUAUCUUGCCUGCUGUCUCUGGGGAUCCCAGUGGACAUCUAAACUCAUUGUGUUUUUCUGUGACAACGAGUCCAUCGUUCCAGUUCUUAAUCAAAAAACCUCUAAAAGUCCGAAGAUAAUGGAUUUACUGCGACCAAUUGUCCUUUGUACGCUAACAAAUAAUUUUACGUUUACCGCUAAACAUGUGCGCGGAAUCGAUAGUGGCAUUGCUGACUCGCAUUGA